Messenger RNA from Cryptomeria japonica (Japanese cedar), 1820 nucleotides. RefSeq lists its product as uncharacterized. The transcript is spliced from 6 exons. The record is from RefSeq and is a predicted model, not a curated record. NCBI's taxonomy places the organism in Eukaryota, Viridiplantae, Streptophyta, Pinopsida, Cupressales, Cupressaceae. The coding region runs from base 165 to 1541 and encodes 458 amino acids.
CCGCCCCCACAAUUUCGAAAUAAAGUAUAUAUACAAUGAGUAUCCAUUCUCAGAGUCUCCUAGAAAUACAUAAACAUCUCCUCUGCAUUUCGUUUUCAGUUGUUCAAAGCAAAUCUUCAUAGGCAGUGUAACUUUUGGUAAGUUGGGAUCCGUGAAGAACAACAAUGGAGGCCUCCAAGGAUCAUCCUACCCCAUAUCCAGGCAGAGUGAAGCAGAGAUUUGCACCCAAACCUUCACCCAGAGGCCAAGAACGUACAACUUCCAAUGAGAUAACAGUCAUACCUAAAAGAGAGAAACGGUUACUGAGUGUGAGCAAGAGUGUGAGCACUUUAGACUUGUCAGGGAAAGAUAAACCUGCAAGAGCUACAAGAAGGUUGUCUAUUCCUUCUAAAUAUGCUACCCCUGUUUCCAAAGCUGACAAUAAACUGUCUUCGUCUACACCUUCAGGCAACACAACAGAAAAAAAGUCUACUUCAAAGCCAGAUUUUAUUCUUAGACCCGUGAACAGUGAAAACAAAGCCAGAGCUACUGCCAAAUCAGUGUCAGUAUCAUUUCAAGGUUCAAUCAGUAGAAAUCAGGGUAAGGCUAAUGGUGUAAACAAAGAUGCAUUAGCAACCCCCACAAAUGGAGUAACAGUGCAGGAAUAUCCAAAAUCUGGACAAAGAAAGAAGUUCAGCACCUUGAUGUCAUCUUCCUACUGGUUGGCGCAAGUCAAACUUGCAGAAUCGGCAGGGAAACAUGCUAUUUCUCUUGGGUUUUUCCGUCUUGCUUUGGAAUCUACUGCUGAGCCUUUGCAAAGGCUCGGAGAUGAACUGAAAUCAUAUGCUAAAAAACAUAAUCUCCUUGACCUUGGAGAGGUUGCUAGAGACGUUUUGCAGAACUAUGGUAUCUUGGAAGAAGUUAUUGCAGAAGUUGAAACAAAAGUACGGCCCAAAGAUGUUGUGGCACAUAUACCUGAGGCGUGCCCACUUAUACCUGAAAAUGUUGAAGAAGAAGAAGAAGAUUCUAGCAGUGGGUCUGACUCCCAAAAUUCCAAAAAGAAUUCCACAGAUGCAUGCUCACCAAAGGUCAAUGUUUGCAAAGCUAGAAAGGCUAGAAAAUCUGACUCAAACAAAAAUCCUUCCACUGAAAAAAUUGACUCGCCGCAUGCAGAAAAACCAGACGACCUGACCUCUCCAAUUGGCAGGGCUAGCAUGACUCAAAAGAGGAAGAAAUCUUCAAUCCAGCUAGUCACAAGAACAACAACCACCAUAGUUGGAAAGGCAUCAAAUGUUAUUCCUGCAGAUAAGGCUUCUUUGGCUGGUAAAAAUCAGCAUGCAGCAAGGCGCUCCUCUCUGAAUCCUGCAAUGAAGAAAAAUCCUCAGAAUGAAAUCAAGGCUGCAAGCCAAAAAGAUAAGGGGAGUAACAUGAACAAGCCUUCUCAACUAGAUCCGCCUUCUGUCAUGGAGAGCACUGUAGAGCAGGACAAAGAGAACCAGGAUUUCCAGCAGAUGGACACUACCAACCCACAGAAUGAAUCUGAGGUCUUGGUUCAAGGGUAAGAUUGGAAUACAAAAAAUUCUAACGAGGGUCAUGAUUGAUUUCAGUUGUCGAAUUUAUGUCCGAGUAUCUUGGUUUUUUACAAAGAUAGUGAAAUGGAGUUAUGCAUUGAUUCUGCCUUGAUUAUAAAUUGUAAGGUUUGUAGAAAUUGUUUGAUUCGUAAGUAUGAAAUGUAAAUAUGUAAAUGUCAGAGGUUUUUCGUUACUCAUGUACGAGGAAUUUGAAUGCGAGAUUGUAACAAGUUUUAUUCUUUAAUUCUGUAAUGCUAUUAAGUUUUGUUA